Molecule: messenger RNA, 976 nt
Organism: Neltuma alba
Lineage: Eukaryota; Viridiplantae; Streptophyta; Magnoliopsida; Fabales; Fabaceae
Product: 50S ribosomal protein L17, chloroplastic-like
Exons: 2
Coding region: 106-774 (222 amino acids)
Biological process (GO): translation
Cellular component (GO): cytosolic large ribosomal subunit; ribosome
Molecular function (GO): structural constituent of ribosome
Source: RefSeq, a predicted model, not a curated record
UAAAAAUCCGGGAGCGGAGAGUCGAUCUCCAGUCUCCCUCGGUCUACUUUAUCCAGUCGGAUAAUAUACAGGCCCUUCACGGUCGAGCUGCUCUGCUCUUCAACAAUGGCGUCCUUCUGCAACGCCGUUAUGGCUACCAGUAGCGACAACAGAUGGAGUAUGGCCUCUCUCCGAUCGACUUUACCGUCCGUUGCUGCUUCUUCUUCCUCCGCCUCGCGGUGCUUCCCUCCCGCUGUAACGUUUCCCUCAUCGUCUUCUGGCUCACAGAAGCUGCGAAUUUCUCCGGCCAAAUCCACGCUGUCCCUCAGAUCUUUCAAUGGUCUUUCUCCUAAAAACCCUUUGUUUUUUUCCGGUGCGUCCUCAGAAUUUACCAGCUUUAGUGAUUGCUUUACAAUCAUUGACAAUGGUGGUCGAGUUUAUGCUAUGAGACAUGGAAGACGAGUGCCAAAGCUCAACCGACCUCCUGAUCAGCGCCGGGCACUAAUUCGGGGUCUCACAACUCAGCUGCUUAAAUAUGGCCGCAUCAAGACCACCAGAGCAAGAGCCAGCGCAAUUAGGAAGUAUGUUGAUAAGAUGAUCACAUUAGCAAAGGACGGUUCUCUUCAUAAGAGGAGACAAGCCCUUGGCUUUAUCUAUGAGAAACAGAUUGUUCAUGCUCUGUUUGCAGAGGUUCAGGACCGAUAUGGCGAAAGAAAUGGAGGCUACACAAGAAUCAUCAGAACCCUACCAAGGCGAGGUGAUAAUGCGCCUAUGGCUUACAUUGAACUUGUGUAGCCUCUGCUUUGACAAUGGAUUCUUCAGAAAAUUUUUGUAAUGUUUAAAUAUUUUGUAUCUUGCUGCCUAAGUUUGUAUUUUUCUUGUAUCUGUGCCAGAACAAUCGAUCUGUCUUACUACUGAUUCUUUGCAUAUUGAAAUCUUCAUUCAAAGGAGUGGACAGAAGAUUAUUUUUUGGUUGGGGAAAUAAAGGCUAAUGUAA